AGCGCUAAUUUCAGUGACAGGGACGCUUGAGUUCUUUUGUGAAAUUGCUCGAGUUGAUGUAGCAUAUCUUCCUAAAAUAAUGUAGGUAUAGGCAUCUGUAGGAUAAUGUCUCUACAGUUCCAAGCCAGAAGCAGGUUUCUUGAAUUACAUCUUUCAACCGGUCUCAAUGACUGGGAUAUGAAUGAGGAGAUCAAGCUCACCACAACAACUGAUCAGUUUUAUCAAGACAAUAAAUGGAAUGAUCAGUAUAUUGUUCAGUGGCACUAUGCGAGAAUAUCAAGACGAAAGGAGGACAUCAUGUGUCAAAAUACUCAUAAAUCAGAAACUCAAGUACAGCCAAAUUUGUGGUUGAUGGUCAAUCCCAACCUUGCCUGCUCAAUCGAGUACCCUAAAGUUUCAAAGCUUCCUUCAUUACCAAAGAUGCUAAAAACUAGACCCAUCCCUCAGUCUAUGGGCACUACUGUCCAACCAAGACGCAUAAAACAAGAAAUGUCGCCCAUUGAUGAUGCUUGUCUGGAGGAUUCUCACCAGGAGGUUGCAUCAUCCAGUGAAUACAUGCUGACAGAUGAGGAUGACGCCUCUUCAGUGGAUGUCCCCAUUUAUCGGAAAGCCAAAAGCACCAGAAAGGGGAAAGUACCCACCAAAGCUGGUAUGCGAAAACUCAGUCUGGCCCAGAACAAGCGUCUCCAGAGAGUUCUGCAGGAUAGCAAUAACCUCAAAUCAGGAGCCUGGCCACGACCACCUGUCAAUUACUGUAUCCUCAUCGCCAUGGCCCUGAGUAGCAGUCAUGCAGGAAGCCUCAAUGUCCAGCAGAUCUACAACUUCACAAGAGAGCACUUCCCAUUCUUCCAGACUGCCCCAGAUGGCUGGAAAAACACCAUUCGACACAACUUGUGUUUCAGCAGCAGCUUCAGGAAGACCCCCCAGCAGGUUUGCAGUGAGGGCAAGAGGAAGUCUUGCCUGUGGCACCUCACCCUGGAUGGGCACAGGAGACUGAGGGACGAGAUCCACACGCUCACUGGGGAUUCCUUCAGAGUGCUGAAAAGGAGCAUGAACGACCCUGACAUGAUUCGAACGUUGUUUGAGCUUUGA
This is a messenger RNA of Hypomesus transpacificus, 1092 nucleotides long. It is a transcript of the gene foxr1, whose product is annotated as forkhead box R1. The transcript is spliced from 6 exons. Gene Ontology annotation, molecular function: sequence-specific double-stranded DNA binding; DNA-binding transcription factor activity. The record is from RefSeq and is a predicted model, not a curated record. The coding region runs from base 106 to 1092 and encodes 328 amino acids. Gene Ontology annotation, biological process: regulation of DNA-templated transcription. NCBI's taxonomy places the organism in Eukaryota, Metazoa, Chordata, Actinopteri, Osmeriformes, Osmeridae. Gene Ontology annotation, cellular component: nucleus.